Messenger RNA from Rhizophagus irregularis DAOM 181602=DAOM 197198, 756 nucleotides. NCBI's taxonomy places the organism in Eukaryota, Fungi, Glomeromycota, Glomeromycetes, Glomerales, Glomeraceae. The record is from RefSeq and is a predicted model, not a curated record.
AAACAUUGAAAAAAGGAUUUAUAUGUUGUUCAUGGAGGAAUAUUUUUUUUUUUAUACAUAACAUACAUAACAAAAUUUUAAGCUACACCGUAAAGUUGUGUCACUAAAAAUCGAUAGUGUAACAAAAAGUCUCGUACUACACAGAUCAAAAGAAUUCCUAAUAAAAAAAUGGGAAAAUUCAGACCUGAUAAAAAACCAUUCAAGUUCUCAACUAUAGAAGAAAUUAAUAUGUCGGCCUCAACUUCAGCUAAACAACCAACUAUAGAGUUAAGUGACUUGGAUAUAACUCAAUUAGUUGAAAUUAAGAAACAAUUAGAAGAGGAAUUAGCACAUUUGACAGCUUCGUAUGAAAAACUUAAACAAGCUCAAACUCGUUUUCAAGAUUGUAUAGAUAGUGUAAAAACUAUUAAAGAAGGAAAAGAUAUUCUUCUUGUUCCGUUAACACAAUCGCUUUAUGUACCAGGAGAAUUGGUUGAUACUGAUAAAGUAAUGGUAGAUGUUGGAACAGGCUAUUAUGUUGAAAAGAAUUCGGUCGAUGCUAUAAAUUUUUAUUCUGAUAAAGUCGAGUAUGUAAAAAAGAAUGUUGAAACUUUACGACAAACAAUUUUAACUAAACAGAGCAAUUUAAGAUCAACAAUUGAUAUUAUGCAAUAUAAGAUUUCUCAAGGAGCUCAAGGAGCUUCAAGUUCUCAAACUAAAUAAAUCUUUAUUAAUUAAUUAUCGAAUAGUGUGGUUUGUAUUUUUAAGAAAGUGCAA